Molecule: messenger RNA, 1230 nt
Organism: Diplodia corticola
Lineage: Eukaryota; Fungi; Ascomycota; Dothideomycetes; Botryosphaeriales; Botryosphaeriaceae
Product: pepsinogen c
Exons: 2
Coding region: 1-1230 (409 amino acids)
Biological process (GO): proteolysis
Cellular component (GO): fungal-type vacuole
Molecular function (GO): aspartic-type endopeptidase activity
Source: RefSeq, a predicted model, not a curated record
AUGAUCGGCAAGACAAGUGCCGGCCUUCUGGCCACUGCAGUCGCCGUCUCGGCCUCGGUCGUCGACCUGCCCGUCCACAUCCAAAACACUUAUGCCUCGGUCGAAUUUCAAAUCGGCACGCCGCCCAAGCCCUACCGUCUCCACUUCGACACGGGCUCGUCGACGACCUGGUUCACCAACACCGACUGCACGUCCACAUCCUGCCCCGACCUCAGCGGCUUCAACCGCACCCUCUACGACGCCUCGGCGUCGUCGACGUCGGUCGACCUCGGCCUAUCCGCAACCAUCGGCUACAUCGCCGGCGACGGCGUCACCGGCGACGUGACCGCGGACCUCUUCACCGACGAGCACGGCACCCUGGCCGGCUGGAACCAGACCUUCCUGUCCGCCAACGCCAGCAGCUGGCGCUUCAUCACCGCCGACGGCUUCCUGGGCCUGGGCUUCUCGUCCAUCGCCGAGCAGGGCACCGCCUCGCUGGUCGAGACGCUGCUGCAGGCGGGCGCGCUCGACGCCCCGCGCUUCGCCCUCUUCUACGGCACCAACGUCUCGGAAACGGGCGCCGCGCCGGACGGCGUGCUGACGCUCGGCGGCAGCCACGAGGCGACGUACGCCGACGACGACGGCGUCGUGUUCGCGCCGCUGCGCAAGGAGGACCCCUACCAGCUGUGGCGCACGCCGCUGCGGGCCGUCAACGUCUUCGCCACCGGCACCAACGCCACCAUCGUGCUCAAGAACGACGGCAAGCUGCCGCUGACCAGCGACGGCAGCUACAUCAGCAACGCCAUCGGCGCCAACACCAGCCUCGCGCUGUGGGGCGCCGGCCGCGCCGUCUUCGACACCGGCGCCGGCCGCAUCUCCGUCCCCAGCGACAUCGUCGACGCCGUCUACUACAACCUCGGCUGGAACAACUCGAAGCUGCUGACCGGCGAGGAGCGCUUCGGCUGCCAGCACCUGAACGCCUCGUGGGCGCUGGCCUUCCAGAUGGGCGACGGCGCCGUCGAGGACGACGUCGUCUUCACCAUUCGCGGCGACGAGUUCGUGCGCCCCGGCGACCAGUGCAUGCCGCCCAUUGACGACAGCGGCGUCAGUGGCUUUGCGUUGAUUGGCGCCACUUUCUUGCGCAGGUUCUAUUCCGUCUUCGACUUUGGCGCCGACGCCGUCGCCGACUACCAGCCCAGGAUCGGCUUCGGCAGGUUGAAGAAGGAGUAUGACUUUAUGCACCUGCAGUAG